Molecule: messenger RNA, 582 nt
Organism: Etheostoma cragini (Arkansas darter)
Lineage: Eukaryota; Metazoa; Chordata; Actinopteri; Perciformes; Percidae
Product: dystrotelin-like
Exons: 6
Source: RefSeq, a predicted model, not a curated record
CGUGUGUGUGUCCAGUGGAGGUGGUGUGUGUUCGCCACAUCAUGGCAGCCUUCCUUCCGCAACAGGAAGUGAGUCUGGACAGACAGGAAGUGAGGCAGACUCUGAACAGGAUGUUCCUGAGCGUGUCACAGGAAGUAGAAGGUCAUGUGACGGAGGAGGCGGCGGAGGAGGCGUGUCUUCUGAUGUUUACGCUCUACGACCGGUCUGGUUCCAUCCCUGCUGAUCUCCUCCUGAAGGUUCUGAUUUCUCUCUCAGCUGAAACUCUCCCACUCAAAUACACAGCCCUGCUGGAUGUUGUUGACAAUUCAGGAUCAGUCAGCCGCUCUGGACUCAGGACUCUUCUGAAGGACCUCAGCCUGGUUCCGGGGGGGGUGCAGGAGGACUGCAGCGUGUUCGGUAGCGUGGAGGAUGCGCUGACCUCGUGUUUUAACAGGCGUAGCUGGUGUAAUGACGUCAGCUACGCAAAGGGCCAGGAAUACCUCGAUUUUAAUUGGUCCGUGUUUGAUGAGCUUGAGGCUGGUGUGAAAAUGAAGCGCUCCCUGGGGAUCUGUCUGCUGUUCGGCUCCGCUCUGAUCGGACUGG